AAAUCUAGUGUAUACAUCAUUUUCUUACACAUUUAUUCACUGGUGUCUCUAACCUGCAAGUUGCUCUUUAAAUGGUUUUAGCUCAUUUGAAGCUAAUGCAACAGCAUCUACAAUGGUUUGGCUUAUUGAAACAAAUGAGCCUGCAUGUUUCUUGCUGUUCUGAGUUUGUAUCUUUUUGGUAUAUUGCACUUAUUCUAAGUCCCUUUAGAUAAAAGUGUCAGUUAAAAACAAUGAAAUGUCAUGAUACAGUUGAAUCCCAAUUCGUACAACAACUAAUUUCUGAGGGCUACAAGAAUAACCACUGUUGUUGUUUUGUUGCCCUUCUUUAGCUUCUGCGCAACCACCAGACAUUCCUAGAGACCCUGACUAACUGGGAGCUGAUGGUGUGGGCCUCCUCCCUCAUCCUCUUUCUGUUACGGCUGGCAACCCUCGGCUCAGAGACAAACUGCAAAUACAGCAACUCCUCAGUGCUGCUCACUGAGCAGAUCAAUUUGUAUCUCAAGAUGGAGAAAAAACCCAAUAAGAAAGAAGAACUCAACAUUGUGAACAACGUUUUAAAACUAGCUACAAAACUGAUGAAGGAGCUGGAUAUACCUUUCAGACUGCUGGGUCUGACUGUGAACCCUCUGAUCUACAAUAUCACCAGAGUGGUCAUCCUGUCCGCUGUGUCUGCUGUGGUCAGCGACCUGCUCGGCUUCAACAUCAGACUGUGGAAAAUCAAGCCUUAAUGUGAAAAGAGCAAACCACUAACAGUCGGACACUGGAUACCAGAAGCUCUGUCCACACCUACAGCGUCUCAUCAAAAAAGUGCAAAUCUACUGUCUGUUAUUCAUUGUCUGUGCCUUCCAGCAGAAACGUCUGUCUCUCGAGUUUCAUCAGUCAUUCCCAAGCCUGAGAUGCUCUGACUAUUGCUCACACACAAUUGCUGGCGGCUCAGUUGGUGUCCAUCCACCACGCCACUAAACCAGUGCCUAAUGUUUUACCCCUUUUCAGUGUGUCGUUAAAUAUAGGGGUGAUUUUGAGGUCUGAGAUCAUUUCAGGCAUCUGUGGCAUCCAGAGGUGUAUACGCACAACGAAAUGUAAAUACAGACCUGGAGUGGAUAGUUUAUAUAGUCUUAUUCACUGAUGUUUUCCCAUCAGUAUAUUAGCUUGAUUUACAGUUAGUUUGUGCUAUCUGAAGCCGCUAAAUCAAAAGGGGCUGCCAGCUUAAUUAAAUGAAUUUUCAUAGGAAUUUGAUUUUUGUACUGUUUAAAAAGGAAAUUUUGUGAUUGUAAGAGGGCUUUAUUUAUUUGGGGGUCUAUUUUAGCACUUAAACUUGUAAUGGUACCUGUAAAUAAUGACCACUAUCUGUGUUUUGUGUCGAUGAUUAUUGUCAAAGGAAAUAACUAUGCCAAGUUUUGCUUAUAGAAAAUACUUGUUAGAGGUGAAUAAAUGUUUUUAUCUACCUAUCAA
This is a messenger RNA of Notothenia coriiceps (black rockcod), 1452 nucleotides long. Its product is annotated as putative homeodomain transcription factor 1. NCBI's taxonomy places the organism in Eukaryota, Metazoa, Chordata, Actinopteri, Perciformes, Nototheniidae. The transcript is spliced from 4 exons. Bases 381 to 728 code for a protein of 115 amino acids. The record is from RefSeq and is a predicted model, not a curated record. Gene Ontology annotation, cellular component: endoplasmic reticulum.